Molecule: messenger RNA, 1790 nt
Organism: Nicotiana tabacum (common tobacco)
Lineage: Eukaryota; Viridiplantae; Streptophyta; Magnoliopsida; Solanales; Solanaceae
Product: abscisic acid 8'-hydroxylase 3-like
Biological process (GO): multicellular organism development; sterol metabolic process; brassinosteroid biosynthetic process
Molecular function (GO): monooxygenase activity; heme binding; oxidoreductase activity, acting on paired donors, with incorporation or reduction of molecular oxygen
Source: RefSeq, a predicted model, not a curated record
UAUUCAAUAGGGUCAAGUUGUCUUAUCCCAACAAGGAAUCAGUUUAUAUUAAAGCUGUUAACACAACAUUCUUGAGAUCAUCACAAUAUCACAUAUAAAUUCAUCAUUGUUUGCAGCUUCAACACAUUCAAGAAUGGAACUAAUCAUGUUAAUGGUGAUUGUGGUAGUUUUGGUUUUACUAGUUUUAGCAGUCUUACUGAAAACAAGGGAUUCUCCAAAAGAAAUGGAAGCAAUUCCAGGUACCCUGGGAUGGCCUAUUAUUGGAGAGAGCUUGUCUUUCAUAUCUGAAUUCUCAAGCCGUGCUGGUAUAUACAGCUUCAUUAACAAGAGACAGAAACUGUAUGGGAAGGUGUUCAAGAGUUAUGUAUUGGGAAGGUACACUGUAUUCAUGGCUGGAAGAGAAGCAAGUAAAAUCUUGUUGACAGGAAAAGAUGGAAUGGUGAGCUUAAACCUUUUCUACACAGGACAGCAAGUACUUGGACCUACUAGCUUGCUCCAACAGACGGGAGAGUCGCACAAGAGACUCCGAAAAGUAAUUGCUGAACCACUUUCACUUGAUGGACUUAAGAAGUAUUUUCAAUUUAUCAACAGCUUAGCUAUUGAAACAUUGGAUCAGUGGUCUGGAAGAAAAGUCUUGGUUCUUGAAGAAGCUUCCACAUUCACACUCAAGGUGAUAGGCAAUAUGAUAAUGAGCUUAGAUCCAACUGGUCAGGAACAAGAGAAAUUUCGAACCAAUUUCAAGAUUAUUUCUGCCUCUUUUUCUUCCUUACCCUUUAAGGUCCCGGGAACUGCAUUUUAUCGUGGCAUUCAGGCUCGUGAUCGAAUGUAUGCUCUGUUAGACUCGAUAAUUGACCAACGGAGAAGUGGGAAAAGCUUGAAACAAGAUUUCUUGCAAUCCCUGGUAAAGAAGCAUGGCAAAGAUGCAUCAGAAGGAGAUGAUGAUGAUGAUGAUGAUGAUAAACUCACCGAUAAACAACUGAAGGAUAACAUAUUAACACUGCUAGUUGCAGGACAUGAUACUACAACUGCUGCUUUGACAUGGCUCGUCAAAUAUAUUCAAGAAAAUCCUGUUGUAUUGGAACGAUUAAGGGAGGAACAUAGAGAAAUUCAAGCUCGAAAACAAGGCACAUUAGAUCUUGCCUGGUCUGAAGUCAACAAUAUGCCUUACACCGCCAAAGUAAUAAGUGAAACUCUUAGAAUGGCAACAAUCCUGCCUUGGUUUUCAAGAAAAGCAGCAAUGGAUUUUGAAAUUGAUGGAUUCAAAAUCAAGAAGGGAUGGUCUCUUAACUUGGAUGUAGUGUCUAUCCACCGCGACCCCAAGAUUUUUGUUAAUCCUGAGAAGUUUGAUCCUUCUAGAUUUGAUGGGCCUCUAAAACCUUUCAGCUUCCUUGGAUUUGGAAGCGGACCACGAAUGUGUCCUGGAAUCAACCUCGCCAAACUGGAAAUUUCUGUUUUCCUUCAUCAUCUUGUCUGCAGAUACAAAUGGACACCUUUAGACACAGACGAUUCUGUUCAGCCAACACUUGUCAGGAUGCCGAAGAACAAGUAUCCCGUCAUGGUUGAGACACUUUAGAUAAUGUCUUUCUUUUACAUUGUAUUAAAAAGAGGAAAAGACAGUAUUUUCAGAUUUAUAGGAGAAUGUAACAGCAGAAAUAAGGAAAAGGUGCUAACUCCUGGUUCCAGUUGAACCAAUUAGUAACCAAGAAGUUGGAAUAGUUCCUAAAGAUCCAUUGUUAAAUUGCAAGAUAAGGUAUGAAACUCUUUGAUGAUGAUAAAAAAAUGGUAAUCUA